Lytechinus variegatus (green sea urchin) is the source of this 4507-nucleotide messenger RNA. Its product is annotated as insulin receptor substrate 1-like. Bases 678 to 3923 code for a protein of 1081 amino acids. Gene Ontology annotation, molecular function: insulin receptor binding; phosphatidylinositol 3-kinase binding. The record is from RefSeq and is a predicted model, not a curated record. Gene Ontology annotation, cellular component: plasma membrane; cytosol. The transcript is spliced from 15 exons. Gene Ontology annotation, biological process: insulin receptor signaling pathway. Lineage: Eukaryota; Metazoa; Echinodermata; Echinoidea; Temnopleuroida; Toxopneustidae.
GACUUGUCUCAUGAAAUAAUUGUUUGCUGCUAUUACUGUUUUUUUACCUUUAAAUGUUGGUGUUCUGUGCAAAGCAGUGCCAUGUGAACAUAGCAUGAGCCAUCUAGCUUUGUUGUUUACAUCUUGAGUUUCACGGCAAUCCCCAGGGACCGGGUUAACAAGGCUAACCAUUUACAUAUAUUACAUUUAAUUGCUUUCUGCUACACACAUAGGGUUAUUAGCACUUUAGGUACUUUGUGGAAAUUAAGGAGAUGUUAUUGAGUGAGCUGAGACUGUCUGGUAAUUGUCUCGCUGCCAUUUGGCCACUUGAGUUAAUUUAGAGACUAGGACAUGGUGGGUUCAUGCUCUUUGUAAUCAAAGCAUUUCAAUUAUGAAGUCAGUGAUGGAGAGUUGUGAGACAAAUUGAGAGCAGGACUUUAAUUUGGAAAGGUGUACUGCAACGGAGCAUGCUGAUCGUCAUCUAGAUAAGAUGUGGACUCACUACCUGGGUUAAUGCAUUUCUUCAAGAUCCUUCGUCUCCGGAUGAGAGAAAAACAAGAGCUUCUUUUCUUCUCCAGACGUGCUGUUAUCCAGGGAAUAUAAAGAAUCAAGGGACCAGGCUUACAGUCCGACGACGGAGGACAUCCUCUCUGCUCUCUCUCUCUCUCUUGCUGGAGGAUCAGCAGCAAAGAUAAGAGAUGUCUUCGCAGAAGGAAAACGUCCCCAUUCCUUGUGGAGUUGAACUGUCCAUCGGGGACAUCGAGAAAUCUGGUUAUCUGCGGAAGCUUAAGACGAUGCGGAAGAAGUUCUUUGUGUUGCGUUCCGAAAGCAACACGGGCCCAUCACGACUUGAGUACUACGACAAUGAAAAGAAGUUUAGACUAGGCGGAGAACCCAAGCGGACAGUGCCUCUCUCUGCUUGCUUCAACAUCAACAAAAAAUCAGACGCUAAACACAAGCAUGCCAUUGCCCUGUACACAAGAGAUGACUGUUUUUCGUUGGUUGCUGAUGAUGAGGAAUCGCAACAGGAGUGGUUGAGGGCGCUGCUGGAGCAGCAGAGGGCUGGAGGAGAUGGCAAACUCAUUCCUGCAUUCGAGCAUGUCUGGCAGGUCACGGUGAAGCCGAAAGGGCUGGGAUCCAGUCGACAGCUCAGUGGCAUCUACCGACUCUGUCUCACAACGUCGACUAUCAGCCUCGUCAAGAUGAACUCGGAGAAUCAAGGAUUGGAGUUUUCAUUGUCAGCUAUACGUCGCUGCGGUCACUCUGAUUGUUUCUUCUUCAUGGAGGUUGGCCGGCAGUCUGUGACUGGUCCUGGAGAACUCUGGAUGCAGGUUGAGGAUACAGUGAUAGCUCAGAGCAUUCAUGAGGCAUCCUUGGAAGCCAUGCGUUCAGUUCGACAGCAGGAAGAAAUGCGUCCUCGUAGCCACAGUAGCACCAUGAGCUCCGGCAAUCCUGGCUCUGAGACCAAGUCCCACUCGGCCUCGACGAGCAGACGACAGUCCAACACCCUCGGACCGUCUUGGAGGACCAGAUGCGACAGCAUGCCUGUGCCAAACCGUGCGAUGCCCGGGUCCAGGUCUGGCUCCAGGUCCCGAGGGAAUAGCGAAGGGGAGGAUGGGCAGCCGAAGGAAGAGCAGCAUGCCAUAGCAAGCAGCAGCAGCCCAGUGAGCUCGCUUGUGACUCAUUUGAAAUGGUGUAGUAACUAUAUCGGGACAUAUUUUGGUAACCUAACUAACUCGAUGCGACCACGGACGUGCAGCGAAGGUGGGGGUGGACACUCGACCGUGCCUCGUGGACGAUCAAGCCUCCUCAAAUUUGGUAAUAAGCUCCGCCCACGGACAUCAAGCGAAGGGGAAAAGGGCAUGAAAGCGCCUGAUAGUCCAACAAAGACAAGGGGGCGGUUCUCCAUUCCUUCAUUGACAUCUAGGAGUAGUCUUAGCAGUGGUCCCAUCAGACCCCUUAGCGUACAUCGGAUGGUAGCCCAGCCUAUGUCGAACUCACCACCAAUACCCAAUAGUCCUCUUAGUGAAAGUCCACAGAGUUACCUUGAUGAACGAUACCAGUGCGACUCCCAUAGUUCAGAUGAUCACUAUUUUACCAGGUUUGGAAGCAGCGGGGGAAGAAGUCGCACCCCGGAUUCCCCAUCUCAUGUAUCAAUCAGAGAAGAAGCACUGGAGGCUAACGAUGAGUAUAUGAGUAUGUCGCCCUCUGCGUCCUCUAAAGCAUUACCCGUACCCAGAACAUUUGCUUACAGUCCACACCUCCACCAUCGUCGAUUGUCCCCUUCCCUGGCCCAUAGGAGGUCGUCCUCCCCGGCCCUUACCUCCCCCACCUCCAGUCCCUCCCUAGUUGCCCCGGGAACAGGUGGACAGCACCUCCAGGUACCGCAUCAUUACCACUACCACCAGCAGCAUCACAUCUACCAGAAUCACCUAUUCUUGCAUGUUGCCUCGUCCACCUCAUGUGCCUCCAGCGCCGAGAGCUCGCCCCGUAGUCUCUCCCCUCUCGUCGUCGAUGAACCGGAUUCCUACAUGGCGAUGACCCCUAGCAACCGCUCAAGACCAAGCUCUGUCACCCUGGCAACAGGCUCCUCCCCUGCUACUCAGUUGACGCCAUCACCCAGCCAGAGAUUGGCCCCUUCCAGCAGCGGGUUGAAGGCGCCAUCCAAUGAGGACGAGGGUUAUAUGAUGAUGGGGCCCAGUCCAGGUUCCAAGAGAGCAACACCUAUAACCAUAACCCCACACGCCGGUAGCUCGAGUGCAGAACCUUCCACCUACAUGUUGAUGAACCCAUCGGCCAAUCGUCCUUCGCCGUCCAACAGCCCCAGCUUAGCCUGGGCUCCUGCACCCAUGUCCAUCUCACCCAUUGGAGGUGGAGGUGCCUUCACCACUACAAACUCCUUGGGAAAGAAGUCCCCUGACAAAAAGCACAGGAACUCUGCAGGACCGCAGGACGACGACCUGCUCAAGAUCACUUCAUCCGCUCAUCAGAGGUCGCACAGUGAACCGGUGGUCGAUACCUAUUGCAAUAUGGAGUUUGAAGCAAAGCGUGGCCAAGUCUCGCAUAGAGCAUGCGAGAACAACAACAUUGAUAAGAAGGAUGCCACCCAGAGGCAUAGCAUGCCAGCGAAGGAACCAAGGUAUAUCAAUGUGAAUUAUGAGGAGAAGAAUGAACAUCUGGAUAGCAGCGUACAAGUAACGGUAGAUGCCCCAGACUGUAUAGAAGGAAAUGCCAUGGUUAGGAACAUUGUUGAUGAAGGCCUUGAUGUUGUCAAGAAUGGAUCGACGGACAGCGGCCUAAAUGGGGAGUACAUGAACAUGAGUUUUGGGAAGGGUAGGAAUGGUCCUAAAGCUGUGACUGAUCUGAGCAAGAGGCAGGUUCCCCCCUUGCUCAUAGAUCCGACUACUCACUCUAACCCGGACAGUCAUGAUUACAUCAAUGUCCAAACAGACACUCGGGAGACUGGUAUGAAGUCGAGUCCCCGUCACUCCCCCGUCAGCCCACCGUCCCCUUCGUGGUUGCGAAGACCGGUUGCUGAGCAACUCUUGAGGAAGUCGCUGGAAGACUUAUCCUUCUCGCAGCUCAGCAGCAUCCCAUCCAGAGGUAGUGCCAACUCUCUCACAGGGGUCGGAAAUAACAAUCGAAACAGUGAUACCAUUAGCCCCGGUGCGCUGUCCUCGCAUCACUCGUCACGGCGUUCCAGCCAGUCAUCGCUGAGCGGUGAAAAGGAAUUGAACUAUAUCGACGUUGACAUUGGACAACCUGCUCCUGAUAAAUCUGGUAGUUCCACACCGGCUUUGCGGGAAAAACGAUCGAGAUCCCCCUUCAGACGUAUCGCGAAUGAGGAUAAGAAUUGCGAUCAAGUCAAUUAUUCCACUAUCGAUUUCACAAAAUCCGAAGGAUUGAGAAAUGUAACGAGCAACCUACGAGAUGCUCGCUACUAAUAAUCACAUCGCCAUUGCUCAUGACUUUUCAUGACUCUGUUGAAAUGUCAUGGAUAUUGAAAUGCGAAACACUUUACAGAGCUUUCGUACUCUAUUUCUCUUAGAGUUGAAAGAAAUAAAAAUGAAAUGAAAAAAGAUUUAUAUGCUGUUUCAAUUAUUUGUCUGUCUGCCUACUCAUCAAUCUUUUAUCAGCCACUUCAGAUGAGAAAUAAAAAGCGAGGAAAGAGGAAUUGUUUCUGAUUUACUGUGAAUUUAGUGAUCGUACAGGGAAUUGAACAUGGAAUGUUUCCCUGUUUUUAUUAAACCUUCAAAAUAAACUUUGUCAUUAGGUGUUUAGCUCAUGAACCACCCAGAAUGUAUUCAAGCUGCUCGUCAUAACACCAUUUUUUUAUACUAUGGUGUGACCCGUACAUUUGUGUGAAAGGUAAUAUGUUGUGAAUAUGAUAGCGAUUGGAUACUCUAUCGGCUUGUGUUGUGAAAAGAUUAUCUUUCUCUCUAUGUAUAGAUAUAUAUGAAGUUUGUUCAUUCAUAGAUGCCUUUAUGAAAACAAGAAAUGUUGCUAUUGUGUUUACCAGAUAUGGCUA